AUGUCCACUACUCCUCACCAGCAGCCACAGCUUCUCUCCGUGUCCGGCUCUCGAAACGGAAACGGUGCGCCGGCGCCCAUAGAUAAUGCGACCUGUGUUUCGAUCUUCGUCGGCUCUUUGGAGGAUGCUCGCGAGAAGACGAGAGAGCUUCUGGCCAAGGCUGGCACGCCGACGGCAGAGAAUGGAACCCUCAAGGCCGGCGUAACUCUGGAUUUGAGCCACAAAAAGAUCGCGAAUAUUCCUCUCGAGGUGUUGGAACUCAUCAAAGACGAGAUCGAGAGACUCGCCCUCGCACACAAUCAGCUUUCGUCGUUUCCGGACGAGUUUUCCAGCCUUGGUCGAUUGCGUUACCUGAACCUGAGAUCCAACUUUUUGAAGGAAUUCCCCAUAGCGCUCACGCGAUUGCCAUCAUUGGAGAUCCUUGACGUGAGCCGUAAUAGAUUACGCGCAUUGCCGCCAGAUCUGGGGAAUUUAAUGAGCCUCAGGGUGCUCUCGAUGUCGAAGAACAAGAUCAACUCGCUCCCGACCUACAUCGGUGACAUGAACGAGCUCAAAAUUCUGAAAGUCGACCACAAUCCGAUCACAUUCCCGCCGCGAGAAAUCUGGGACACCGAGGAAACUGACAGAGAUGCGUGGCUGGACGGGGUCAAAAAGUUCCUGCGACAACACGCAGAACGCUCCAACUCCGCACAAGAUUCCGAGUCCGGGUCGAGCAGCGACGACUCCUUCGACCCAUCGUUCUCUCGCCGCAUUCCAAGCUUUGCUUCCGACGCGACACUGGUCAACGAGUCUGAACUCUUCUCAACCCUCCGAACUCUCCGCCCUGCAAGACCGAACGGCUCCUCGGCAACCGGCGAGAACGCCCGAGCUAGGUCCCCUGUUCCUUCGGGAGUGCCAGGCCGAAAGAGAUCUAAGCACCCAAGCAACUCGUCCAUAAACGUAUCUCCAUCACCAGCAAUGAACGGGAUCGCGCAACAACGUCCUGACACCGCAUCUUCCGCGUUACACCCAGUUUCUUCGCCACAGGUCGCCGAGCGACAUCGGUCGAACAGCGAAUCUACAGUCGGCAACACACGAGACCGGCGACGAGGAAUGCCACCUCCACCACGUUCCAACACCGCCACCCGGACGAAGCCUAUCUUUACGCCGCAAAGCUUAAGACCCGUCGACGAGAAGCCGUUCAAACACGCAAGAGGAUAUUCGCACGAUUCCGCCAUAGAUGGAGGCCAGAGCAAUGCACACGUGCCGUCGAGAAGUCCAACCGACACGGAACGACGACCUGGCCAGUACUUUCGUCGAUUGUCUUCGUUGCCUGAGAACAAACGAUCAUCUCUCUCGUCCGCACGGGUUGGCGAAGCUGCAAGGGGGAUUCUAUAUUCCAUGUCGCAGCUACAGCAACCGAUUGAGCAGUACAUACAGUCAACUGGUGAGCCGGAGGGGCCCGAGAGCAAGGUUGGCCGUGCCCUAUACAACAGCAAGAUGCACGUGAGCUCGCUGGUCAGCGCGUUGGAAGCCUACGAUACCAAGGACGACGAACCCGCGGUACAGAAGGUUAUCGACGCUUGCCAGGCCUGCGUUGCUGCGUUUAGACAGGUGCUAUCGAUGCUGCAGUCGAGCUUGAAAGAGGCUGGAUCAGUAACCACCGGGGAAAACAUGCGUUACGCGAGAACUUUGAUUCUGAUCAUUUACGGAUCGUAUGUCGAGAUUCAAUGCGCUUACGACAUUCUCCGGCCAUUGCUUCUCGCACAGGCGGUAUCCGACGGGCCCAAAACUCGUUCCGCAAGUCUGACUUCUCGCCACCAACAAGCCGUUAUGAACCAACACAAUCGACAGAAUACGAGCUCGAACAAUUCAACCGCCGACUUCGGUUCAUCCGGAAUGACGAUUCAACCUCUACUAGCAACACCCCGAAGCUUCGAUGCCACUUUCACGAUCCCUCCAACCCCCGGAAUGCAGCCAUGGACGACCAACUCUCAAAACUCGGACACUGGGUUCGACCAGGAGCAACAAUUGUACCGCAAAUUCCAGGCUGCAACUGCUGCCGCCCUGUCAACGCUUCCUUUGAUCGACCGAGAGAUAAAGUCUGCGGGCACUCAGAACUUGCAACCGCCAGUCGCACUGAAACUUCGAGAGGUUUCGUCGCUGUGUAUGUCUGGGUGUGAAGCGGCGAGAAGGUUGACGCAGGUGCGGUGGGAUGCGGUCCAGGAAGGAGAUCAGACUGAAAGAAAGAAGUUUUGGGAUGAUACGAAUAAGUUUACACAGGUAUUAUAUUCUGAAGUAUAG
Molecule: messenger RNA, 2283 nt
Organism: Tricharina praecox
Lineage: Eukaryota; Fungi; Ascomycota; Pezizomycetes; Pezizales; Pyronemataceae
Product: RAM signaling pathway protein-domain-containing protein
Exons: 5
Coding region: 1-2283 (760 amino acids)
Molecular function (GO): protein binding
Source: RefSeq, a predicted model, not a curated record